Molecule: messenger RNA, 1836 nt
Organism: Macadamia integrifolia
Lineage: Eukaryota; Viridiplantae; Streptophyta; Magnoliopsida; Proteales; Proteaceae
Product: amino acid permease 3-like
Exons: 7
Coding region: 91-1629 (512 amino acids)
Cellular component (GO): plasma membrane
Source: RefSeq, a predicted model, not a curated record
AAAAUCUCAUCUUAUAUUCCAUUGCAUUUGGAUAUCGAUCCACCUUCUUCUUCUUCCAUCUCUCUCUCUCUCUCUCUCUAGAACUUAACCAUGUUUUCAAGAAGUCGAACACUUCCAAGUAGAAUCCACCAUGGAACAUUGGAAGAAAGCAGAGACAUGAGGCAGUAUCUGCAAAUAGAAACCCGACCAAAACCCAAACCCAAACCCAGCGAAGACGACACUGAAACCAUGAUUGUCCCUCAGCCUCCUUAUUCCAAGUGCUUUGACGAUGAUGGUCGCUUGAAACGAACAGGCACUGUUUGGACUGCGGCAUCACACAUAAUCACAGCAGUGAUAGGGUCAGGUGUGCUGUCGUUAGCUUGGGCGGUGGCGCAGCUUGGAUGGGUGGCUGGACCCAUUGUGAUGAUGCUCUUCGCUUUAGUCACUCUCUACACUUCCAACCUUCUCUCUCAGUGCUACAGGUGCGGCGAUCCAUCCAGUGGAAAGAGAAACUACACUUACAUGGAAGCUGUCAAAGCCAAUUUAGGGGGACGAAGAGUGGCAAUUUGUGGAACAAUUCAAUAUUUGAAUCUGUUUGGGGUUGCGAUAGGUUACACAAUUGCAGCCUCAAUAAGUAUGAUGGCCAUAAAAAAGACAAGUUGUAUCCACCAGACUAAAGGGAAAGAUCCAUGUAAAAUGUCAAGCAAUGGCUACAUGAUUGCAUUUGGAAUCAUAGAGAUAUUACUUUCUCAGAUCCCUGAUUUUGAUCAACUCUGGUGGCUAUCUAUAGUUGCUGCGAUCAUGUCUUUCACCUACUCUUCAAUUGGCCUUGGUCUUGGCAUUACAAAGGCAGCAGAGAAUGGAAGCUUUAAAGGGAGCUUAACUGGUGUUAGCAUAGGAAACGAAAUAACUGCCAUGAAAAAGAUGUGGCGAAGCGUGCAAGCUCUUGGAGCUGUUGCCUUUGCUUAUUCUUUCUCCGCUAUUCUCAUCGAGAUUCAGGAUACAGUAAAAGCUCCUCCAGCAGAGCAUAAAACCAUGAGAAGGGCUACAUCGAUCGGUAUUACUGCGACUACGAUAUUCUACAUGCUUUGUGGAUGCAUGGGCUAUGCAGCAUUUGGAGACCUAGCACCAGGAAAUCUUCUUACAGGUUUUGGAUACUUCAGUGCCUAUUGGAUCCUUGACAUUGCCAAUGUUGCAAUUGUGGUGCAUCUGAUCGGUGCAUAUCAGGUCUAUUGUCAGCCUUUGUUUGCAUUUGUGGAGAAAUGGAGUGCAAAGAAAUGGUCGAAGAGCGAUUUCGUGGUAAACGAAUAUAAAAUGGCCAUUCCUUUCUGUGGUGUCUACCAACUAAACCUAUUCCGUGUAAUAUGGAGGACAAUCUUUGUAAUGGUGACUACAGUGAUUGCCAUGCUUCUUCCCUUCUUCAACGAUGUUGUGGGAAUACUUGGAGCUCUUGGGUUUUGGCCACUCACUGUCUACUUCCCAGUUGAGAUGUACAUUGCUGAGAAGAAGAUAGGAAGAUGGACAAGUAGAUGGCUUGGACUUCAGAUACUCAAUGUCUCUUGUCUCUUCAUCACUAUAGUUGCUGCAUGUGGAUCUGUAGCUGGAGUUCUUACUGAUCUCAAAACGUAUAAACCUUUUGGGUCUAAUUGAUUAUUAAUGAUCAGAGGAGCUAGCUAGCCCAUCAUCUGUAGGAAAUAGAUUAAUUAGUUUCAGCAUAUAUGUCUAAGCAGUUACUGUUUGAGAUCUUCUCUUGCCCUUAUUCCCAAUCUGAAAAAUGUAGUCAAAGUAGCAACUUUUCUGAAUUCUGGUUACCUACAGAGAUUAAUAAAGUUUUCUCUCUCUACUUCUCAUCUGAAA